CACCGCCCCGGAACCGGAAACAGCGCUCCGCCCGCGCGCCAAGAUGGCGCCGCCCACGCCGCUGCUCGCAGUGCGAGGGUCCGAAGGGCUGUACAUGGUGAAUGGGCCCCCGAGUUUCACCGAGAGCACAGCAUUCCAAAGGGAUUCUGGAAAAAAUUGCAAAGCUGUUGCUUUUAGCAAGGACGGCUCCCUCUUUGCCUGGUGCAAUGGACAAAAAGUCAAUGUUGUUAAUGUCACCAGAGCUGAGUUACUGCAUUCCUUUGACCUCCCAAAGACAGUUUGCCUUGAAUUCUCGCCAAAGAAUAAUGUUCUGGCAACGUGGCAGGCCUAUACAACUGCUAAGGAUGGCACAGCAGGGGUGCCCAACCUGCAGCUCCAUGAUCUGAAAACUGGAAAAUGCUUAAAGUCUUUUAUACAGAAAAAGAUGCAGAACUGGUGUCCUUGCUGGGCAGAUGAUGAAAGCAUUUGUGCCAGGAAUGUGAACAAUGAAGUGCACUUCUUUGAAAACAACAACUUCAAUACCAUUGCAAAUAAGCUGCAUUUGCAGAAGGUCAGUGAUUUCGUGUUGUCCCCAGGAGCACAGCCAACCAAGGUUGCUGUUUAUGUCCCAGGCAGCAAAGGUGCUCCAUCCUUUGUCAGGCUCUACCAGUACCCCAACUUUGGGGGCCCACAGUCAGCACUCGCCAACAAAAGCUUCUUCAAAGCUGACAAGGUGACAAUGCUAUGGAACAAAAAAGCCACGGCAGUGCUGGUGGUUGCCAGCACCGAGGUGGACAAGAGUGGAGCCUCGUACUACGGCGAGCAGACGCUGCACUACGUGGCAGCCAGCGGGGAGAGCGCCGUGGUGCAGCUGCCAAAAAGCGGCCCUAUUUACGAUGUUGCCUGGAGCCCCAAUUCCGUGGAGUUCUGUGCUGUGUAUGGUUUCAUGCCUGCCAAAGCCACAGUUUUUAACCUGAAAUGUGACCCCGUGUUUGAUUUUGGCACCGGGCCUCGCAACGCCGCCUACUACAGCCCCCACGGACACAUCCUGGUGCUGGCAGGGUUCGGGAACCUCCGGGGGCAGAUGGAAGUGUGGGACGUUAAGAACUACAAGCUCAUCUCCAAGCCGGUGGCCUCGGACUCCACGUACUUCGCGUGGUGUCCCGACGGGGAGCACAUCGUGACCGCCACGUGCGCGCCCCGCCUGCGCGUCGGCAACGGCUACAAGAUCUGGCACUACACGGGCUCGGUGCUGCACUCCCACCAGGUGCCCUCCGACCAGGAGAUGUGGCAGGUGUUCUGGCAGCCCUUCCUGGACGGGGUGUUCCCAGAGAGAGCCGUGAGGUACCAGGCCGUGGCCAGCGAGCUGGCCGGCGCUGAGCCGCGCCCAGCGCAGGCGUACAGACCCCCGGCCCUGAGGAACAAACCCGGCACCAGCUCCAAGCUCGUGAGUAGCACUGUCCUGUGGGACCUGACCUGAUGUCUCGUGGCUGUUUGCAGCUCGGCCUCACGUGUGUGUGUGUGUGUCUUUGGCACAAAUACUGUCCUUUCACAGAGCAUCUGCAGACUUUUGUAAUGCUCUUUGUGAUGUGUACUGAAACACUAAACUCCGAGCGUGGCUUGUGGUGAAAUUGAGUGCUCUGGUUAGGACAGGAGCCUCUGAUCUGGGUGACUUGACUUGCCAGUUCUGAACCCAGCCAGCCUGGGCUUGACUGGCCUCCCAACAGCCAUUCUUUCUUGCUGAUUUUUGGGGUUUUUUUUAAGGUAAAUGUACUUCCUAGAGAUUGGAUCAUUACUAAGUCAGCUGCAGCUUAAACACAUUCCAGUACAGUGACCUGCUUGUAUAAUUAGUUUCUUUCUGCAAGUUUUCAAAUUAGGCUGAGUAGCAGCUAAUUCCAUGUAACAGCUGCACCCUUCAUGUUUGAGUCCUGGAGAGCUUUGAUUUUGAGCCUGAUGCUUUUGCAGGAGACUCAGCCUGCCAGCAAUCUGUGAGCCAUGCUGAGGGCUUCUCUCACAAACCAUCCGUGAGCACAGGGAGUAGGGAAAAGAUACAGUCAGUAAAAUAAUUCUGCUUACUUAUAUGGGCAAAAAAUCUUGUCACAUGCAUUAAAGCAAUACAGUGCCACAGUUAAGAGUUCUCUUAAACACCAAACAGCCCCCACUGCCCCCCAAGAAGUCCCCAUCUCUCCUCCCACCACUCAGCUUUCCUCUCUGGUCAUCAGGUGUUUGAGUUACAAAGCUGUCAACAACAGCAAAAUGUUGAAGCCAGGCUUCAGUCAUUUUGUGCUGGAUUAUUCCUCUUGGAUUUUAUUUCUUUCAUGAGAUAGAAAACACAAUGAUUUUGUUUU
This is a messenger RNA of Sturnus vulgaris (Common starling), 2327 nucleotides long. NCBI's taxonomy places the organism in Eukaryota, Metazoa, Chordata, Aves, Passeriformes, Sturnidae. The record is from RefSeq and is a predicted model, not a curated record.